GGGGUGAUGUGCUGAAGCUGCGGAGCAGCAUGAGGCUCCAGCUGGAGAAGCAGCUCCUCUUCCUCUCCCUCCUCUGCAUCUUCUCCAAGGUGUGUGCCCAGCUGUGCCGCAGACCAUGCUACUGCCCCUGGGUGCCACCCCACUGUCCCCGUGGGUCCCCCCUGGUCCUGGACGGCUGUGGCUGCUGCAAGAUCUGUGCCCGGCGCCUGGGAGAGCCCUGUGACUUUCUCCAUGUCUGUGACCAGAGCCAGGGCCUCGUCUGUGACUACAGCACAGCACCCAUGGGGACAGGAGCCACCUGCAACUUUGAAGAGGCUGAGGAGGGCUGUGAGCUGAACGGCCGGGUCUAUCGGGACGGGGAGGUUUUCCAGCCCAGCUGCAAACUCCAGUGCCACUGUCUGGAUGGGGGCUUCAGCUGCAUCCCCCUCUGCCAGGAGGAUGUCCGGCUGCCCACCCCGGACUGCCCCUUCCCACGGCGUGUGGAGGUCCCAGGGAAGUGCUGCCCAGAGUGGAUCUGCGAGGCCCGGGACUGGCGCCUCCUUCGGGAUGCCAGGACAGCCCCUGGGGCAGUGUCCCUGCCACUGCCAUACCCCUGCCAGGAGUGGGGCACGGAGUGGAGUGCCUGCUCAGUCACCUGUGGUGUGGGCUUUUCUACCCGUGUCUCCAACCAGAACCACUACUGCAGACUGGAGACUCAGCGGAGGCUCUGCAUGGCCAGACCCUGCCCAGCUCUGCCAGCAGCAUCCCUGGUGGUAAGCGAGGGUCUCAGUGAAGUGGGAUCCUCUGGGCAAAAGGUUUGAUUGAGAAAGGGAAAUGCCAGCCUACAGAAGCCAUGGGACCCUCAAUUGCCUGUGCGCACCACAUCACCCGUCCCCAACAACAACCUGACCAUGUCUCAGGGAUAAACUAAAACUGUGCUUGGAAAACAGCUGAUUGUGGGUGCAGACGUGAAUUGUGGGGUCUCUGGAUGUCUGAAUCCAAGGGCACUGAGGAUCUCGCAUAACCCUGAGCCCUGCAGCUGGGCUUGAUCUGCCCUUGUGGCUAGAAAUUCAUUUGCAGCUCCUACCUGACUCCCUAGGUUCACAUGAGAGCCAAGGCUCUUCCACCUCUCUCAUUAGCCUGGCACAGCCCCAGAGCAGACAAAACUGCCUUGUUCACAUGCAGCCAGUGCUUCCCAGGGCCAGGCACCCACACUGCUGAGUGCCCCUGCUCCCUGGACAUGGGGGACACACCACCAUCACCCUGUUCAUCUCCCCAUCACUCUCUGCUCUGCCUUUCCAGAGGGGAAGAGGAGGUCAUUUAUAGUUGUGCUCACCCUGGUUGCAUCCCGGAGCCAACGCCUCAUCCUGGCAGAGUCUGGCAAAAGCCCACAGCACUGUGGUUUUGGUGGAGAUGGAGGACACGUUCCUUUGGGAAACUGAGGAAGAACUGAUGGACUUCGGCUGCAAAGGAGGGAGAAUACUGAGAACAAAAUCCCCAUGUCAUACAGCACCUGCCCCCUCUGCACACCCCACUGCCCCAGGCAGGGUUACUGGGCAGCAUCCCUGAGUUUCCCAGCUCAGAUGAAGUGGGAAACGGCGAAACCCUGCCAUGAGCAUGACCCAUUGGAGAAAUCAGCAAUUGGUGCUUUGCUUCCUUGGUGGGGCUUUUGGAGAGGUGAUGCUGCACCUCCACCACAUCACACAUGGAGCUCUGCCCUGCAGGACCUGAGGCAGACCCACGUAAGGCACCAGGACACCUGCAUCUCCAGGGGGACCCCUCCCACCCCAUCCCACCGAGGUAGGAGCAGAGACACCGGAUCCGUGCACCAGUCUGCACAGCUCCAAGCUUGCGGGAGCUCAUCCACCCAACCAUACCCAUCCCACCGCUCAGCAGCCGCCUUCCUGGGCGUGGGCAGAGGCGUCCUCCCGAGGGCAGCUCUAAUUCCCCUUCCCCACGUCUCUCCAGAACAAACCCCAGCCUUCCUGCCCCGCCUGGCCUCCUCCUCUCCCAGGCGCUGGUGGUUUGGCUUCGGCGAGCCGGGAGCUCAGACACAGGAGACUCCGCUCCGCAGCACCAGACAGACACCCCGCCUGCCAUCCAAGCACAUAGCCCGCCAGCCGAGGCCAAAGAAAAGCAGGGUGGAGGGGGCUGGAGAAGGAAAAUAAAUCCCCAAGAUGAGUCGGGGCCGUCCUCCUGACGGGCUGGAGCUGCUCCAGCCAUGUGAGAGUCGGUACGGGAGAGCUGCUCGGCAGCUCCGCCUUCGCUUUCUCACCACAAGAACCCUUCUGGUUGAUCGGAAAAUGAAACCCAAAUGCCCUCUAAUGGCCUGAGCAGCGGGAAUGUGUGUCUCACGGCAGGGAGAGGACAACUGGAAAGGAGCAGAGGUUCAGGUGACGCGUCCAGGCGAGGUCCGGGCAGUUUAGAUGUGUAUUUGUGGAACGCAAAAUAAAGAUGUGCUCAUCUAGGUAUAAAGCUUGCCUGAGCCUCUCUGUGAGGGCUGAGCCUGGCUCCGGGGUGCCCUUGGGAGCCUUGAUGAACCAACUUGGCUGCUGUAGGAGAGGUCUGGCCCAGGACAGGACAGCUUGGAGCCACCUCAGUUUGAGCUGCUUCAAAUAAGAAAACGAAAUAGAAAAAAAAGUUAAUCAAAGCACUGAAAACAUUAUUACAGUAUAUUAUAUCCUGGAUUAAAUUCCGCCCCUUGGCUUUUACUCAGCCAUGAGCUCCAUUCACCUGCUCCCCCAGCCCUGCAAGAGCUGAAAAUAAAGUCAGGGAUGCUUUUCAGUCACCUCUUGGGGGGGUGGAAAAGUUAAAAAAAUAAAUCUCAC
This is a messenger RNA of Calypte anna (Anna's hummingbird), 2807 nucleotides long. RefSeq names its product cellular communication network factor 5 (gene CCN5). NCBI's taxonomy places the organism in Eukaryota, Metazoa, Chordata, Aves, Apodiformes, Trochilidae. Gene Ontology annotation, molecular function: heparin binding; integrin binding. Gene Ontology annotation, biological process: signal transduction; cell adhesion. The coding region runs from base 30 to 800 and encodes 256 amino acids. The transcript is spliced from 4 exons. Gene Ontology annotation, cellular component: extracellular region; extracellular matrix. The record is from RefSeq and is a predicted model, not a curated record.